This is a messenger RNA of Paramecium sonneborni, 627 nucleotides long. The record is from the annotation of a GenBank genome assembly. NCBI's taxonomy places the organism in Eukaryota, Ciliophora, Oligohymenophorea, Peniculida, Parameciidae.
AUGAUCAUCUCCCUUUAACACUUAUUUGAAGACUCUUUGGAAGUGAAUGAUUUAGAUUAAAUGUCUAAUUCUAUUCUCUUUUUCAACUAAGCUACUCAAAGCUCAGAAACUAAUGCCACUAUUUCAAAAACCAAACAAAAAAAAAUAUCUCGUUAAAGAAGAAAAGGUUUUCUUUAUGGAGACAAAGACAGGAGCAGCACUCUUUACAAAUACAUAAAAGAGAAAUAACAAAGCUAUUUAAGCUUAAAUAAAAAAGCAUCUAAAUCUGUAUUUUCUCCAGAGGAAGAUCGAAUUCUGUUACUUCUUGUUAAAAAAUUAGGCCCCAAAUUUUAAAAGAUUACUAAGUACUUUCCUGGAAAAACAUUGAAUAUGUUAAAGAAUCGUUAUUAUAAAAAUCUGAAAAACUCAGAAGCCUUUCUAAUUCCAAAAGAAAUUGAGGAAGAGCUUAUUAUUAAUAACAAAUAAAAACGAGUUAUGGGAAAAAAAAUUAUAAAAAUUUGGCCUGAAGAAUAAAGAAUUUCAGCAUUAAUAGAUAAUAGUUAGCUUUUUUAAGAAGCAAAAGAAAAGAUGUAAUGUUUUUUGUAAAGUUUUACACAAGUAAUUGAAGAUUGUCUGAAAAAUAUUUGA